AAUUUUAUAAAUGUGUUGAAUCGAUCGCAAGUAUCCUUUUAUGGGAAUAUUUUUUUAUUUGAACUUAUAACGCAAGAAUUCUUAGCAUAUAUUUUCUCGCUUCUGACGUUAUCAAACAAAGACAGUUGCAGCGAGGGACCAGGAGCCUUAACGAAAUCGGAAAUAUAUCGUUUUCGUACAUAUAAAUUUACAUGUUGCAUUCGUAUCGUUUUGUUGUUUGGAACUCGUGAUACUGUUCAUGGAGUCGUACAAACGAGUCCUUGGUAUCUAUGGUAUAUUUCGUUGUUUGCAACUUGUAACAUUAAUUACCAGAUCAAACACAUCAGAAAGAUAUUUAUGAUUUUUCUUGGGUAUUUCUAUUCUUCUUAAUUUCCACGGAAUUGUAAUAUAUUUAUAAGAAAGCACAGUGGAAGAGACAUUUCUUUUAAUUGUCUGAAUGAGCAAGGAUUAUUUUGGAUUUGACGUUUGUCGAGCGCCUCGAUUAUUUGGUAGAUGAUUCGCGUUUCUAAUGAUUCAUCUACCUUCCUCCAUGAAGAAUAUCGUGUGAGGAAGAGGACUCUGUCAGACUCGUCGUCUCUCAGUGUUCGUGCAAGCACGUGUAUUUUAUUUGCGUUUUCUUCGUGUUUCAGGAAUGGCGUCUCCAGGAACGGUCGCUACAGUAAUGCUCGUUUUCGAAACGAUAAAAUCAGAACCAUCCGCUUCAGAAACUGCUAAUUCAGAAACGAUCGAUCCAAAAUGGCACGUUUAUGACAGUCCUGCCUCAGAAACGCUCGUUUUCGAAACGGUAAAAUCAGAACCGUACGUUUUGGAAACAAUCGAUUCAAGAAUAUCCGCUUUAGGAACAUCUGCUUCUCAAACGUCUGCUUGUGAAACGCGCGGGAAGUAUCUGACAUUCCUUAAGAAAAAUCUGAUGGAAGCCCUUGAUGCCAUCACCCACGGGAUGACCUUGAGGGAAGCCUCGAAGACUUACCGUAUUCCCAAGACAUCUCUUCUUCGAUACUGCAAAAAGCUCAUCCCCGAUUCCAUGCGAAGGACUUCCAGGACGCAAUGUGCUACUAAUUCUACAGCAAUUGAAAAGGCCACGUCAAUUGAAAAGCAAACUUAAGAAUUUAGAACCGAUUAAGAGUACUGAUAUGUAUAAAUACUUGGAUUCUAGCAAGUCGUAUCGAUGGAGACAUAAUCUCAUAUAGCACGUGAAAAUCCCUUGCGAGCAAAAAUACUGUGCGCACUGUAACUACAAGACUUAUCGUAAUUGGAAUCUGAAGAUGUACAUGAAAAAGAAAUAUCUUGUUGAAUAAGGAACGGCUUCUGAUGCUGAAGCAUCAGUUUACUUAAAUUCUUACUGACUCGUAGUUUUGGGUCAGAAUCCCUUUUAAGACUCGGCAAUGUAUUGUUUCUAUAUAUUAUAAACAAUCUAAUCGGACGGGAUUCCUAUUUUUUAAUAUUUUAUAAAUCUUUUCUAUAAAUUUUAAAUAUAAUAAAAAUUAAGUAGGAUUGCUGUGACAUUUAUGAGUAUUAUUUCCUAGAAACAAUGAAUAAUUAUAAGGGACCUUUGAAAUAUAAUAAUAAUAUGUUAGCAUCAAGCUCUGAAAAAAUCAUCAUUUGCCUCCAAUAUUAUUUGAAUAUAUUUCAUGUACAUAGGAAUGUGAUGAAUAAUAAUUAAUUAUUAAUAUAUAUACAUACAAAUAUAUACAGUGAAAGCUCCUUAUUCACGGUUUCCUUAUUCGCGUUUUCACUAUUCGCGGGUUAAAAAAUUGCGACACAGUUCCUGUAUUUGCGGCUAAAAAUUUCUUUAUUCGCGGAUCCAAUCGAUAUAUAAUCGGUAUCCAAAUAUAAAGGUGAUAUUUUUGCUACCUAAUACGACGGCUUUACUUCAAACUAUGGAUCAAGGAAUAAUCCAGGCCUUUAAGCUUUAUUACAUUAAGCGAACCUUCAAAAUCAUACUUUUAAAAUCAUACAACACCAUGGAAGUUGAUCCUGAUAUGAACGUUAUGCAAUGCUGGAAAAAAUUUGACAUAGCGAAAUGCAUUGUUAACAUAAAAGAAUCGUUGGGGGAACUGAAGCCAGAGACAUUGAAAUCAUGCUGGAAAAAACUGUGGCCUGUUCUGACUGUCGAAAAUGAUGAAGAAUCCGUGCAAAUUCAAACUUUAACUGCAAACAUUGCUGAAGUUGCGAAUAGAAUAGGACGAGAUGGCUUUGAACAGAUAGAAUCAAAUGACAUUCAAGAGUUGCUUGAAUCGCAAGAUGAAGAUUUGACAGAAACCGACUUAGAGGAAAUGUUAACUCCGCAUCCCAUUGAAGAAGAGGCUUCAACGAGUUCUGAAAAGGUGGUCUUUAACUUGAAAAUCUGAGUGAAGGAUUACGGAUGGCAAAUGAGCUUUGUGAUUUUUUUAUGAAAAUUGAUCCGUCUAUGGAAAGAAGUCUCAUUUUUAAAAGGCAAAUUAUGAAUGCCACAGCUGAAUAUCAAUCUGAAUUGAAAAACCUUUUAAAAGCGGCAAAACAAGAAAAAAUUACUAAGUUCUUUAAACUUUUGCCUAAGCCUGACAAUAAUUAGUAAUAGAUAUUGUUAAAAAUCACUUAUUAAAUUUAUUUUAUUCUGAUAUUUUUUUAAUAUUUUGGAACCAUGGCACGUAUUCCCUAUAAUCCUAUACAAAUUACCAUUCCAUAUCCACGGUUUCUUUAUUCGCGGCAAAUUUAUGGAACGUAUCCCCCGCGAAUAAGGAACUUUUACUGUAUGCAUAUAUAUAGUAUAAAACAGGGUAAUGGCGGUCGCCUAAGCGGGAAUUCUCAUAAAACUGGAAAUGUCGGAUUCUGGAUCUGUUUAAUGCAAUGGAUGCAGAUAUUUGUUAUAAUAUAACCUGGUGCAAAAAAUUCCAUAAAAAUAUGUACCAGAAAAACAAAUGAAAAAUGAGAUUUGACUGGGAUUCUCCCGACUUCGAGAUAAUGCCGGUCAGCGAUGUUUACAGUGUGUAAAACCAGAUAAAAUUUAUAUUUUACUAAAAAUCGAGCAUAUUUAUUAAAGAAAAGAUGAUAAAAGUUUUGCAUAAGAUAUUUUGAAAAAAUAACCAAUUGUUUAUUGAUUUGCACCGAAUGCGCUGAUACUUAUCGGGGGUAUUUCAAUAAAUACAAUUUUUGUGCAUCCAAAGACCGCAAAAUAUACAGAGAAACCACAUUUCAUUAUUUCAUACCUGCCGAAUUCCUCACAAAGAGAACGUAACUCUUAAUUCAGGUCACUCUAGCAUUAACUGACCGGCAUUACUCAAAUUACAUAUUUUCACAAAUUGAUUAACCAUGUUGUAACGAUUCAUCAAUUCAGACAAUACUCCGUAGUACGUUAGAAAGUUUGAGUGAUACUGCAGAAAAUAGUGCAAUAAUUUGAAGAAAUGUACCGACUUACCACACUUCUUUAGUAGCGAUUCUUAUAUUAGAAAACGACGAAACAAACUUUUCGCAAUAAAUCAGCUAUGAACAGUGCUAAAAUAGCAUAAUAUUGUCUGAUGCUUCUUUCGGAGAAUGGAAAUUUACAAAAUUCAAUCCGUACCGACUUCACUUUAAAUAUAGAGAUGAUCGACAUUACUCCAUUCUCCCCUAUA
Molecule: messenger RNA, 3593 nt
Organism: Dinoponera quadriceps
Lineage: Eukaryota; Metazoa; Arthropoda; Insecta; Hymenoptera; Formicidae
Exons: 2
Coding region: 632-1105 (157 amino acids)
Molecular function (GO): DNA binding
Source: RefSeq, a predicted model, not a curated record